Molecule: messenger RNA, 408 nt
Organism: Adineta ricciae
Lineage: Eukaryota; Metazoa; Rotifera; Eurotatoria; Adinetida; Adinetidae
Source: the annotation of a GenBank genome assembly
AUGUAUGUGGAGCACUCAAAUGUUCUUUAUUUGUAUUUAUUUGUCUCAUGUAAAGUACGUGUCUCUGGUCCGGGUAUUGAACAUGGUGUUCUCUCAACAUUUCAAUCACAUUUCAUCUGUGAUACGAAAGGCGCAGGUGCUGGACAACUGACUGUUAAGAUCCGCGGUCCCAAAGGUGCGUUUCGUGUCGAAAUGCAACGUGAACAUUUACAAGAUCGUACCAUUAUUUGUCGAUAUAAUCCAACUGAACCCGGCGAUUAUCUCAUCUCAGUUAAAUGGAGUGAUGAACAUGUUUACGGUUCACCAUUUCACACUCAUAUCUUUGAACGACAAGAAGAAUUGGACCGAUUUUUACAUGAGCAAAAUGCCUAUCGUCAAGCCCAACAGCAGUGGAGAGAUGAAGUUUAA